Molecule: messenger RNA, 1737 nt
Organism: Phoenix dactylifera (date palm)
Lineage: Eukaryota; Viridiplantae; Streptophyta; Magnoliopsida; Arecales; Arecaceae
Product: 7-deoxyloganetin glucosyltransferase-like
Molecular function (GO): quercetin 7-O-glucosyltransferase activity; quercetin 3-O-glucosyltransferase activity
Source: RefSeq, a predicted model, not a curated record
CCAAGCCCUUUACAUCUACCACAUAAACAGCCAAGCCCUUUACAUUCUUCAACCAAAAUAAAGAAAAAAAAGCCUUCUACGCGCGCGCGCGGGGAGAGGGAGCGAGAAGAAGGAAAUAUGGGUUCCAUGGUUCCAGAGAGGCCUCAUGCAGUGCUCAUCCCCUUCCCAGCCCAAGGCCACGUAACCCCUAUGCUAAAGCUAGCCAAGCUCCUCCAUUCCCGUGGCUUCUACAUCACCUUUGUCAACACCCACUUCAACCAAAACCGCCUCCUCAGGUCCGGAGCCAUCUCCUCCCUCGACAGCCUCUCGGAAUUCCGCUUCCAGUCCAUCCCGGACGGCCUCCCUCCGACCGACAAGGAUGCCACCCAAGACAUCCCCUCCCUUUGCGAUUCCAUCCCAAAAAAUUGCAUUCCCCCCUUCCGUGACCUCAUCACAGAGCUCAAUGACCCUUCCUCUCCUACACCUGCGGUGUCAUGCAUAGUUUCCGACGGGGCCAUGAGCUUCACACUCGAUGUUGCCAAGGAGCUCCGAAUCCCCGAGGUCUUGUUCUGGACCCCUAGUGCGUGCGGCGUCAUGGGCUACCUCCACUACCAACAUCUCAUUGAAAGAGGCAUCUUUCCUCUCAAAGAUGCCAGUGAUCUCACUAACGGAUAUCUCGAGACACCCAUCGAUUGGAUAUCAGGGAUGAAGAAUGUCCGGCUGAGGGACUUGCCAACCUUUCUUCGUACGCUAGACUCCAAGGACAUCAUGUUCCAUUUCUGUAACCGUGAGGCCCAGAGAUCAUCCAUGGCGUCGGCGAUCAUAUUAAACACCUUCGACGAACUCGAACGUCCUGUAUUGGAUGCGAUGGCAUCGAUACUCCCUCCUAUCUAUACCAUAGGCCCUUUAUCCUUGCUCUCUCGCCAAAUCACCACGAGCCCAACAACGUCGAUAAGCUCGAACCUGUGGAAGGAGGACCCAGCUUGCUUGGAGUGGCUCCAAGGGAGAGAGCCCGGGUCGGUCGUGUACGUGAACUACGGUAGCAUUACGAUGAUGACGAACGAGCAGCUGAUCGAGUUCGCGUGGGGGCUGGCUAACAGCAAGCAUGAUUUCUUGUGGGUGAUCAGGCCUGACCUUGUGAAAGGAGACUCAACUGUGCUUCCACAAGAGUUCUUGAGCGAGACCAAGGAGAGGGGUCUGCUGGCGAGUUGGUGCCCACAGGAGGCGGUGCUAUCGCACCCCUCCAUCGGAGGGUUCCUGACUCAUAGCGGAUGGAAUUCGACGUUGGAGAGCAUAUGCGGUGGAGUGCCGACGAUAAGUUGGCCAUUCUUUGCCGAGCAGCAGACUAAUUGUAGGUAUGCCUGCACGGAGUGGGGCAUCGGGAUGGAGAUUGACAGCAACGUAAAGAGAGAGGAGGUGGAGAGGUUGGUGAGGGAACUGAUGGAAGGGGAGAAGGGAAAGGAGAUGAGGAGGAGGGCGGUGGAGUGGAAGGGGAGUGCAAUCAGCGCAACGCAACCAGGUGGCUCUUCUUUUCAGAAUUUCGACAGGUUGGUCAACGAGGCGCUGCUUUGAAGAAAAUGCGUUCAUAUUGAUAUUGUAAUCAGAUGCAUGGAACUAGGAUUUAUCGAACAGUUUAUUCUCUAUGGUUGUAAUAUGUGUUAUGAUCCUUCUAUGGCUUUCGAGCGGUAAAAUUAUCUUACUCCUUGUAAUUCUAAAAUUCUUUGUUUUAGAAUUUUGACUUAAUUUUCUCGGGAAAAA